AUGGGACAAGGCUUGGUACUGGGCUACCCAACUUUACUCAUAGCAGCUCUGGACUCCCCCAUUAACUCUGAUCUUACUUCUAUGUCGUGGUUAGCGGCAUCUUUCGGUCCAUCUACAAUGACAGGAGUCAUAUUAGCAUCCUUCUGCAUGGACUGGUUGGGUCGUAAAUCAGCUUUUCUAUUAUUAAUACUACCCGGUACUACUGGCUUACUGAUAAUGUAUUUCGCUCAAAGCUACUUACCGCUUCUAAUCGGUCGUGUGCUUAGCGGGAUAACGACAGGAGGAACGUACACAGUAGGUGUGGUCACCAUCGCAGAAUGCGUUCAUCCCAAAUAUAGAUGCAUGUACUUGAAUCUUAAAACAGCCAGUUUCACUUUAGGAACUGCAAUACUUCAGGGUCUCGGAGAUUAUAUUCAUUGGAGGAGCGCAGCUAUCGUUAUAUUAAUUCCACAUGUGAUGUCUUUAGUAAUGGCUUCAAUGUGGAUAGAAAGUCCAGCUUGGUUCGCCUCAAAGAAACGAUUUGACGAAUGCGAAGCUGCUUUCUUUUGGAUCAGAGGUAAAAGCGAUUCUUCCAAAACGGAAUUGAACGAAGUAAUGAAAGCACAAAAUUGUCCCACAAAAGCAAAAACAAAAAGUAUAGUUGGAUUAUUAGAAACUAUUACUAGAAAAGAUUUCCUCAAACCAUUGCUAAUAAGUACCAUUGCCGCUAUUGUUAUGGAGGCGUCUGUUUCAACAAAUAUUUUAUCGAAUGACAGACCCUGGGUAGCAAUUGCUCUUCUCAUAGUCUACUUUUUUCUAGCGAAUUUAGGUUGCAAUCCAAUACCGCUAGCAUUAUUAGCUGAAGUAUUUCCAUUAGAGCAUAAGAUGAUUGGAAAUAUUGCAAUAGGAGCGAUUUCGUCAAUGAUCAUAAUGGUUAGUUUAAAAGUCACUCCUUAUUUAUUAGCUGAUAUAAAGACGUAUGGAACGUUUGUUAUUUACGGCACUAUUACUUUAAUAGGGUUAUUGAUCUUAUAUUUCAUCAUGCCCGAAACAAAGGAUAGGACAAUGCAAGAGAUUGAAAACUACUUCGGAGGUGGAAGAUCAAGAAAUAACAAUGAAAAUGAAAUGGAGAAUGAAGCGAAUAGAAAAAUUAUUGAAAAUCAAUAA
This is a messenger RNA of Achroia grisella, 1146 nucleotides long. Its product is annotated as facilitated trehalose transporter Tret1-like. Lineage: Eukaryota; Metazoa; Arthropoda; Insecta; Lepidoptera; Pyralidae. The transcript has 3 exons. The record is from RefSeq and is a predicted model, not a curated record. Gene Ontology annotation, biological process: transmembrane transport. Gene Ontology annotation, molecular function: transmembrane transporter activity. Bases 1 to 1146 code for a protein of 381 amino acids. Gene Ontology annotation, cellular component: membrane.